GCAAUCCAACGGCAGACGAGAUUUGCAGCGCAGACUGAGCGAGUACUUGGCAGGCCGAUCAGCUCGUUGAUAGCAAGCUCACUCGUCAGUAAGUAGCAAUCAGGAUGGCGUCGGAGAAGAGCAAGAUCCUGGUGGUCGGCGCCACCGGGUACCUGGGCCGGCACGUCGUCGCGGCGAGCGCGCGGCUGGGCCACCCGACCCUCGCGCUCGUCAGGGACACGGCGCCGUCCGACCCGGCCAAGGCGGCGCUGAUCAAGAGCUUCCAGGACGCCGGCGUGACGCUCCUCAAGGGCGACCUCUACGACCAGGCCAGCCUGGUGAGCGCCGUCAAGGCCGCCGACGUGGUCAUCUCCACGCUGGGGUCGAUGCAGAUCGCCGACCAGACCAGGCUCAUCGACGCCAUCAAGGAGGCCGGCAAUGUCAAGAGGUUCUUCCCGUCGGAGUUCGGGCUGGACGUGGACAGAACGGGCAUCGUGGAGCCGGGCAAGACCAUCCUGUCCGGCAAGGUGGCGAUCCGGCGCGCCACCGAGGCGUCCGGCAUCCCCUACACCUUCGCCGUGGCCGGGUACUUCGCGGGCUACGCGCUGCCCAGCGUCGGGCAGCUGCUCGCCCAGGGACCCCCCGCCGACAAGGUGCUCAUCCUCGGCGACGGCAACGCCAAGGCCGUGUUCGUGGAGGAAGGCGACAUCGGGACGUACACGGUGCUCGCCGCCGCCGACCCCCGCGCCGAGAACAAGACGCUGUACAUCAAGCCGCCGGCCAACACGCUGUCGCACAACGAGCUCGUGGACCUGUGGGAGAAGAAGACCGGCAAGACGUUCGAACGCGUGUACAUCCCCGAGGAAGCCGUGCUCAAGCAGAUCCAAGAGUCGCCGAUGCCGCUGAACAUCAUCCUGGCGAUCGGGCACGCGGCGUACGUGAGGGGGGAGCAGGCAGGCUUCGAGAUCGAUCCGGCGAAGGGGGUGGACGCAAGCGAGCUGUACCCCGACGUCAAGUACACCACCGUCGAUGAGUACCUCAACAGGUUCCUUUGAAGAAGACGGCGCGCGUGACGUGUGGUUGGUUGUUGGUGCUUUGCCUACUGUCACCUGUACUGCUGAAGCACAGCAUGCGCGAUAGUACCAUGUGUCUCUGAUCGAUCGAGGGUACCUGCACUGGCCAGGUCCCGUCAAUUCCACGCCAAUAAGAUCCGAUCCCUUUCGUGAUCCAGUUUGUUGCAUUGGUAUGUACCACGACUUUUGUAAUGGAUGGUCCAUUUCUUAAGUAAUCUCCUGGUUGAUCGGU
Messenger RNA from Setaria italica (foxtail millet), 1284 nucleotides. RefSeq names its product isoflavone reductase homolog IRL. The transcript is spliced from 3 exons. Bases 105 to 1034 code for a protein of 309 amino acids. Lineage: Eukaryota; Viridiplantae; Streptophyta; Magnoliopsida; Poales; Poaceae. The record is from RefSeq and is a predicted model, not a curated record. Gene Ontology annotation, molecular function: oxidoreductase activity.